GAAUUAAUACUUAAAAACCAAUCAUGAAGCUGGUCAACCCAAAAGUCUCUCUGAAGGCAUUCAAAAAUGAUUCUUUACUCAUCAGCAUGAGCUAGAGUGCUCUAGUUAUUCGUCACUAUAAUUUAUUCAAAAGAGCUAGGCUUAGCUUAUAAUUGAAAAAUUGACAACUUUUGAAGAGUUACUAUAUAACAUUGAAUAUGCCUCCCUGUUGAAUAAUUAAGACUCCAUCAGUAUGAACGCGAAUUUUGAGACUUGAGUAACGAAUCACUCUUAUAUAAAGCUCAGGAUUUUAGGUCGCCGAUUCACCGAAAUCUAUGUAUCAGCCCAGCCAAUAUUUCAUAAAAUCUGGAUGUCCAACCAAUUCUUAUUAAUACCUAACAAUUUUUCCGGAUGAAAGAAGGUCCAUACUCAAUCAAUCGGAGAUGCUGUAUCCUUUCUGAAGCAAAGAAAGAGUUCAUGCAGAAUAUUUUCAAGUGACUCUGAAUUUAACUGAAGCAUAUCGUGUGCAUGAAGCAUUUUCACCAGGAUUUGCAGUGCCAUUUGUUUGAUGGUUAAUUAA
Molecule: messenger RNA, 559 nt
Organism: Moneuplotes crassus
Lineage: Eukaryota; Ciliophora; Spirotrichea; Euplotida; Euplotidae
Source: the annotation of a GenBank genome assembly